Messenger RNA from Alternaria atra, 1140 nucleotides. RefSeq lists its product as uncharacterized. The record is from RefSeq and is a predicted model, not a curated record. The transcript has a single exon. NCBI's taxonomy places the organism in Eukaryota, Fungi, Ascomycota, Dothideomycetes, Pleosporales, Pleosporaceae. The coding region runs from base 1 to 1140 and encodes 379 amino acids.
AUGUACAAGCAAAUCAUAACCCUCUCCCUCCUGUCCCUCACCACCGCACUCCCCCAACGAAACCGCGGCGGUAACGGUAACAACGGCGGCGGCCAACGCCAACAAGCAACCGCCUUCCAGCAAGCCGCUCAAGUCCCUCAGGGUAUCUCUACCGCGACAGAUGGAUCGAUGAUUCUUGACGACACAGUAAUGGUCAACAACCUGCCCAUUCGCUUCAAAAUCUCCGCCCCAGCAGACCAGUUCCUACCCGCAUCAGGUGUCCCCGGUGCAUCCGCUACAUCCUCCAACGGAACACUAGGCGCAAACGUACUGCUUCACGGCGACGGCGGACAGUCUUUCUUCGACAUGCCGAAUCAAGCUGUGCAGGCUAAUACCAUGGGCGUCGCACUCCUAGCCCCGGAUGAUAAUCUGUUCUGGGGAGGAGGUGCUGGCUUACAGCGGACAGAUGGUGUUGCUCACGCGCAAGCCGUGAAUGAUUUCAUCCAGACGGAGCUACCAGCGCGCGUUGCGGUCAACAUGUCUAACAUCGUCUUUACUGGCGUUAGUGGAGGCAGCCUAAUGAUGUCCGGUUUCUUCAUCCCAGCACAAAUGCAAAACUACGCCAACUCGGCUGUUGAGCUAAACUGCGGUGGCAUGCCGCCGCAAGUCGCGUUCCAGAACGCUGCUACGGUUAUGCAGCAGACGAGGAUACACUUUCAGUCUACGCAGAGUGAGCUCCAGUUACUUCAGGGAAGUAUCCCACAGGCUGUUUCGGCGUACGAACAACUUGGUGCGGAUGCAGGGUUGAGCGCGGCACAGAUCAACCAACUCCAAACAGUUGACAAUACACCGCAGGGAGGGCAUUGCGAGUUCGAUGGUCAGGACUUUGUUUCUGGGGUGCAGACUAUGUCAAGCAGCUAUGCGAAUGUUAUGCAGGGUGGUAAUGGGGCGGUGCAGGGGAUUGGUGCGCCGAGCACUGGUGUUGUCACAACGGGCGUCGUUGGAAACGAGGACUUGCAGUUUGUGGGUGGGAGGAAGCGCGAGGUUGAGGCGAGGAGCAUGAUUCAGAUGCGAUGGGCGCAGGAUGUUGUCGAGGAGCCGGACUUUCAGAUGCUGGCGUGCGACAGGAGUUCAUGCUCGGCAGAUGAGCCCAGGAUCUAG